AUGACCUGGCUGAAAGCAUCAGUUCCAUAUACAUCGCUAUUGAGGAUCACCACGGCUUUAUUGUUGCCCUCGACACGUAUAAACCGUCGUCAACUCCUAAGUACUCCUUUCCCGAGGUCUUUCUCAUCUCGUAUACCGGCUGCAGUACUGGUAAAUGACGAUACAGACGCGGACCCUCCAUACAUCGAGUACGACUGGGUCGAUGGCGCGGAGUCACUUUCAAAAUAUCAACCAGGAGGCUAUCACCCCAUUUCGAUUGGCGAUAUGCUUCGUGAUAGAUACCAUAUAGUGGACAAGCUGGGAUUUGGCGGCUAUGCAACUAUCUGGUUGGCCCGAGACUUCCAAUUAGGCCGUUAUGUUGCUCUCAAAGUUGGGAUUGCAGAUUCCCUUCCACACGAAAUAAAAACGCUCCAGGCCCUUUCAACAGCAUCAGUGAAAUCUACGCUGCCAAACAUACCAACCAAGCUUAGAGAAUAUGCACAUAGAUCAAUACCCGUUCCUCUUGAUGAAUUCAACAUACAUGGUCCUAAUGGAACGCAUCCAUGUUAUACGAUGCCCCCAGCUCAGUGUAAUCUAUGGGAGGCAUCGUACAGUCGUUUAUUCCCUAUCGAUGUGGCACGAGCAAUAUCUGCUGCCAUUGUUUUAUCCACUGCUUCUAUACAUUCUCGGGGUUUUGUUCAUGGAGCUAAACUGCCGUCUAGCUUUGACGAGCUCUCGGUUGCAAAGUUUUACACGGAAUAUGGAGAACCCGAGACUGUAUCAAUUACCAGACGUGAUGGAGCCCUACUUCCACAUAAUGUCCCAGCACAGGCAGUGAUACCCAUUAGUUUGGGCAAAGACGCAGAAGAUUUUAUACUUAGUGACACACAUGUACUGUUGAGCGACUUUGGGGAGGCAUUUUCCCCCGGCUCCCAACCUCGUUUGGGAAAAGACUGCCACACACCCUUACAUCUUAGGCCUCCCGAAGCUCGAUUUGAGCCAGACACCCAGAUGUCAUAUUCAGCUGAUAUAUGGGGGUUAGCGGUUGCAAUCUGGGAGAUAGCAGGCAUGAAAGCUAUCUGGAGUUGUGAAUUCGCAACACCAGAUAGUGUGACAAAGCAGCACAUCGAAGUACUUGGGCCCAUGCCUGUGGAGUGGUGGGAGCGAUGGGAUGAACGGCAUGAGUACUUCGACGAGAAUGGGAAACCCACACAGGGCAGGGAAGUUUGGCCUCCAUUGGACCAGGCUUUUGAGGAAGGAGUUCAGAAGUAUCGACGAAAGAUGCAACCAAACGGCGUCUUCAGCGAAAAGGAAGCGGCUGCAUUUCUCAGUUUAAUGCGCCAAAUGCUUGUAUUCCGACCCGAAGAACGUCUGACAGCAUUGCAAGUCCUGGAAUCAGAAUGGAUGGUUAAUUGGGCUUUGCCCAGUUUUGAACAGAGCCUGGACAACUGA
Molecule: messenger RNA, 1431 nt
Organism: Trichophyton benhamiae CBS 112371
Lineage: Eukaryota; Fungi; Ascomycota; Eurotiomycetes; Onygenales; Arthrodermataceae
Exons: 2
Coding region: 1-1431 (476 amino acids)
Biological process (GO): protein phosphorylation; regulation of mRNA processing; spliceosomal complex assembly
Molecular function (GO): protein kinase activity; ATP binding
Source: RefSeq, a predicted model, not a curated record